This is a messenger RNA of Cheilinus undulatus (humphead wrasse), 1981 nucleotides long. It is a transcript of the gene frmd3, whose product is annotated as FERM domain containing 3. Bases 8 to 1927 code for a protein of 639 amino acids. The record is from RefSeq and is a predicted model, not a curated record. Gene Ontology annotation, cellular component: cytoskeleton. The transcript is spliced from 17 exons. Lineage: Eukaryota; Metazoa; Chordata; Actinopteri; Labriformes; Labridae. Gene Ontology annotation, molecular function: cytoskeletal protein binding.
CAGGAGGAUGAAAAUGCUCCGGUUUCGCAGCCCCAGCAUCCGCUCUUUGGACCAGGAGAUCCUGUGCACGAUCCGGCUACUGGACGACUCCGAGAUCUCCUGCAGAAUCCAGAGAGACACCAAAGGCCAGUUCCUGUUGGAUCAUGUCUGCAACCACUACAACCUGCUAGAGAAAGACUACUUCGGUAUUCGAUAUGUGGACCCUGAGAAACAGAGGCACUGGUUGGAGCCUAAUAAGCCUGUGGUGAGACAAAUGAAGUCAGCCCAGCAGCCAUACACCAUGUGCUUCAGGGUCAAGUUUUAUCCCCACGAGCCGAUGAAAAUCAAGGAGGAGCUCACGAGGUAUCUCCUGUACCUCCAGCUGAAGAGAGACAUCUACCACGGGCGUCUUCUCUGUCCUUUUGCAGAGGCUGCAUAUCUGGGAGCGUGCAUCGUACAAGCGGAGCUCGGGGAUUACGACCCAGAGGAGCACCCAUCAGACUACAUCAGAGACUUCAAGCUGUUCCCCAAACAAUCCCUCAAACUGGAGAGGAAGAUAAUAGAGAUACACAAGAAUGAGCUCAGGGGUCAGUGUUCUGCCUUGGCAGAGUUGAACAUGCUCCAAAGAGCUCACAGUCUGGAAACGUAUGGAGUGGACCCUCACCCCUGCAAGGAUUUCACAGGCUCCACAGCCUUCCUCGGGUUCACAGCCACAGGCUUCGUGGUCUUCCAGGGAAACAAGAGAAUCCACCUCCUCAAAUGGAAUGAUGUGAGCAAGCUGAAGUUUGAAGGGAAAACGUUUUACGUCAUCGGGAUCCAGAAAGAGAUCUCCUUAACAGGCAGGAUUCACUGUAACAGGAUGUCAUCAAUGAAGAAGCUGGUGUUGACAUUUCACACCUCAACCCCUGCAGCGUGUAAGCACUUAUGGAAGUGCGGGGUGGAGAACCAGGCCUUUUACAAGUGUGCGAAAUCAAGUCAGAUAAAGACAGUUUCAAGCAGCAACAUCUUCUUCAAAGGCAGCAGGUUCAGAUACAGUGGACGAGUAGCCAAGGAGGUGAUAGAAGCCAGCUCGAAGAUUCAGAGAGAGCCACCAGAGGUUCGCAGAGCCCAGUUUGGUCAGAGUCGGAGCUUUAACUCUCUGAGCCAUAAAAACCUCAUCAUGAACAUGGAGCCACUGGUACCCGCUCUGCCCUCCACCAACGAGUACGAGGAGACGGCCACAGACAACGGUGUGGUUGCUGUGAAGGACUCUGCUCCUUUGUCUCCUCUCAAACCUUCAGCUGCUCCCACAGACACAGAGCAACAAAACACUGAAAGGGGAAACUCUGCAUCAGGCAAUGACCUCCAGCCCUCCCGUGUUUCUAUGGAAACCUCAAAUUUACGACCUCAGACGCCCAAAGCUGAAGAUGACACAGAUGAAGACAAGGAUGGUGGUGGCCCACUUACCAUUUCUGAGCUGGUUUACAACCCCUGUGCCAGCAUGCUGCCCACCCCGGUGGAGGACAGUCAGGGAGGAGUGGACCUCCUCUUCUCCUCUCCGGUGCAGAGCCCCGCCCGGCUGCUAAGGGAGCUCCACGCCGACCCCGACAUUCAGGCAAAGCUGGAGGCAGAGCGGGAGAGAGACCGGGCCUACGAGCGCACCCGACAGGUGGCGAGAAGCAGGAUGAGCGGCGUCCUGAGCAGCAGCCUGCGCUUGCUGUCAUCUAAUGAGAGAGUCAACUCAUGCGUGCUGGGCGUGGCCCGUUUUGUUGCCGUGGUAAUGGGAGUUCUGCUCGUCACUGUGCCCACACUGCUGCUACUGCUGGAGUCGGACAUUGACGUGUCGUUCCUCCACGAGAUCCGCCAGACGCCAGAGUUUGAGCAGUUUCACUACGAGUAUUACUGCCCACUGCGGCGCUGGAUCCUGUGCAGGAUCAACAUGGCCAUGGAGCACCUGUGGUCAGACUGAAGAGAGAGAAGUCACAGCAGGGGAAACAAGGACAGCCAAAUGUUUGUCUCAACA